AUUCAAUUGGGACCAACGUGCCAAUUCUUUGCCAGGACCACAGCAAUUCUUGACUGUUUCUUCACAUAGAUCCCACUUCCAUACAACGUUCCUCUGCCGGUCCUGUUCACUACACUCCCCCGCCAGUAGGCUUCGCCGGAAGUAGAUUCAAGAUCCUGGCAUUUCCACCUCCAGCUGCGGACACUAGUACGGGGUUCUGCAAAGUCAUCCAUGCUGUAGUUCCAACCCAUUCAGUCUUGCUCAUGGUCAUACAGAGAAGCGACACCAUCUCCCUUUCAUUCUAUUGACCAUCCGACGUCCUGCUGGCUUCCCGACCCGGCAGCACGGUGCCAGGCGGUCUUGUAUGGCCAGCGUGCAAGGAAACAUACGGUCCUUCAUUGCGCCGAUCAAAGGAUCUGGUCGGCUUGCUCCUACCCUCCUCGAAGACCUAUCGCUUUAUGAACCAUGGGGCGAUCCCCAAGGCCCAAAUCUGCUCGCGGACUGGCCACUGAGGUUCAUUCAGACUCAAUACCUAGGAGAUCUCCUUCCUCUUGAUGGCUGUCGACACAAGUUUGGCCUGAAACCGAGACAAUCGAAUCCUCCUGCAUUGGAUGAGAAGCCAGAUUCGCAGACAAUAUGGACCGUCGCGGCGUUCUGUCAGCUGUGUCGCCUGCAUGUACAUGUCAAGGUCGACUUCUCCCUGCGAUUCGAGGAGUUGCCUUGCCCCAAUCCCGAACAUCCUUUACAUCAUUUUGUCAGAUCGGAGUAUCAAGAACCUUUAGAACGCAAUGCAUGGCUGCGGCAGAAUCCAAAAUCAAGAGAUGAGAUCUAUACGUACAAAUGCUCUUCAAGGACUUGUUCCGCGACAGUCACAGUCCGCCUAUGCCCUCCGGUGCUCAGGCCCAGCGACGUCAAAGUCCUGCUCGACCCCGACAUGCUGCACCAAAGAACAGAAGCUGCCUUCAAGGACAGGGGAGGUAAUACCGAGGGCAUGGGCCAUCCGAAGCCAGUUGAUGUGCUUACCGACCUGCGCGCUUAUGUCAAGAACUCAUGGAAGGCACGACAGGAUCCCAAAUAUGGUUCGAUAAAUUUAGGCAACAAGAGAUUUAUGGUACGGUUCGGGCCUGCAGGAACUGCUUGCAAGGACGUUCUUGAGCACCUUGGGUUUGAACUUGUGCCUGGAGAUUGUUGGAAGGUUCCUCAACCCGACUUCAAAGACACCGAGCCCUUCCAAAGUCCGAUGAACAUCUGGCUGGACAAUGCCGAGCAUGAACUGGUCAGCCUGCUGUUAGCACGACCCCAGGAGGAGCAGCAACAGCUACACGACGUUUCACCUCCUAUACCCGCAGAAAGAGAGCUGUCUCGCGCCUUGGGCUGUCAGGAUUAUGACACCGAUCCAUCGAGCAGGACUGCGAAACUGUUACCUGAGAUGAGAACUGCCCCUUUCAUUGCCCUUGGAUGUCCGAGAGAUCUGGCAAAUCAUUUGAUUGUGAAGGCGUACCAUUGGCAGGUUGAGACAGAUCCCCUGAAUGCACCAACGUAUCUAAGCAACCUGCGCUAUAUCGCCAGCAACCGUCAAAGCGAAGUACUUGAGACUGAGGUAAUGUUGGAGACGUCGGAGGGUCGAUUUGACGUAGAGACAUUGAACGCGGCGUACAAGGCCUUUCAUCUCACCGGCCGAGAAGGUGUCGUGAAUGACGACGACAUUAUUGGUGCAUUCACGGCUACACUAGCGGAUGCUGCUCCCAGUCAGCAACAUGAACUGAGAGAGUAUUUACGCAUGAUAGGUGUCCAUCGCAAUAGCAAGAAGAUUGCUGAUGCAGCGCAAAACGUUAUCAACAACUAUGAGCAAGCACUGGUCUUUCUUGGUGCUGAUCAAACGACAGAAGAUGCUCACAUCCAAGCCUUAUUUACCGUGAAGAUCGCUGAGAACAGCGAUUUACAGCCACAAGCUAUUCAGGCUGUCCGAUUGAUAGCGGAACAUCGCAACAGCCAAUUUCUGUCGCACCUAGUGGAGACCGGAUUCGUGCAAGAGACACACCAAAUGGAGCCUGCGGAAGGUUACCAAGCCUUGCAAAUCGAAAACCGUGAGGUUGACGAUGAGAUGAUCUUGCUUCAGUACGACAUGGCAGUGGAAGAGAACCCCGGCAGCGUUGAGUACUAUACCAAGGCCCUCGCUGCCAUCGCCAGUGGUAGAAAGAGCGAUGUUUUGCUCAAUCAUUUACACAGCAAAGCUCCACAGGCGCCUGAGGGCACACAAGAUGAACCUGUGGGCUUGGAGAAUAUUGGAAAUACCUGCUAUCUCAAUAGCCUCCUACAAGCUCUUUUCACCUUAAUAACAUUUCGGCAUGUUGUCCUCGAUUUUGAUGAGUACAAGAUGAGUCUAGAGCCCAAAAAUAUGGAGAGCAAACGAGUCGGUCAACGCAAAGUCAGUCUGAAGGAAGUGCAGACUGCCCAAAAGUUUGUCGAACAACUUGGGUAUCUUUUUCGUGGCAUGAUCGAAACACCACAGUCCUCCAUCAAACCAGAACAAGAGCUAGCACGGCUGACCCUCGAGACGGAAAGUGUUAAAGAAAGAAUGCGUAGAAGGUCUACGCUCAUGUCUGAAAGACCCAGUUUAGGCCACAUUGAUAGUCUGCCGAUGUUGGGCCCUCCAACAUUGGCGGAGUUCAAGCAGAGUGGCAUGCCAGACGACGCACUCGUGCAAUCCCCGACCGAAGACGUGCUAUUCAACCCCCUCGUUGAGUUCGGUGCCUCUCGAGUCGAGUUGAGGGAUGACACGAACAAACAAGAGGAAGACACAAAGAUGGACGAUAACUCCAGCGAGGCCACCUUGGUGUCCAAACCCGACACGGAUCUAUUGCGAGCAGAAAAUACUACCGAAGUCGAACAGCAAUCAAUAUUGGACAACAAGGAGAACCUGUCGCCUGUCAAAGAAAUACCAGUGGCGCAGGCAACUUCGACACAGACUGCCGAGCCUCUGGCGCCAGCAUCACCUUCCAAGUUGAAUGUGCAAGCUGGAGCUUUGGCACAACCCGCUACGCCGGCUGAUAAAGGCACAGAACAAGAUAAAGUGGAAUAUGAACCUCCUCCAGGAAAGCCCCCACCAGUACCCCCCAGAAAGCCUGCUCAUACAGCGACCACGACCCUCGAGGAAUAUGCACGUCAGCAAGAUGUCACAGAGGUUAUGAAUCACUGUAUCAUUCAACUGUCGUGUGCCAUUCGGCCUACAGGAUUCGACCAAAGUGGAGAACAAAUUGAUGAGAUCCACGACCUCUUCUUCGGCCAGCAGAUAAUUCAUACGCAGCCGGAGAAAGAGAAGCCUCAACCUCUCCCAUUUCUCAACAUUAUCACAAGAGUCUAUCAUCAACCUGCAGAUGUCUAUGCUGCCAUCGAUAACGAAUAUGAUCUGCAAGACGCACAAGAUGGUACCAAGGCUUAUACCUCCGUCACUCGUUUGCCGCCAGUCCUGAGUGUCGCCCUCGACCGAGUCUCGUGGAAUCAAGAGGCAAGGCGCCAGGAGAAGCUCAACCAUCAUGUUGAAGUGCCUGAGACCAUUUAUAUGGAUCGAUAUGUUGAAAGCGAUGCUAUCUCAGACUUGAUGCAGCGUCGCCAACAAACAUGGGAGAUGAAACGAGAGCUUGCGACACUUGCAGCUCGGAGAAGUAUUCUAGAGGAGAAACAAGGUCAAUCCAAAGAUGUUCCCAGUGUUCUCGAGGACGCAAAGCUUGUUCUCGAAUACCUGAGCACACUCCCGGCCGAUCCGAUCUCGGAAGAGCUCAAUAUCAACCCCAAUAUCACCAGUACUCUGGGGCACCUGGCGGAACAAGCUCGGUCAGAACUCGAAGGAAUUCGCAGCCGAAUGGAUCAUCUCAACCAGCAGGUCAAAGAGGCAUUCGUCGACAUGCGCAAGCACCCUUACAGACUCCAUGCGGCAUUCUUCCACCGUGGUGGCGCGGCAGGAGGACACUACUGGGUCUAUAUUUUCGAUCACAAAAAGGAGAUGUGGCGUAAAUACAAUGACGACCGCGUCACCACCGUACUCAACCGGAACGAGAUAUUUGGCAAACCUGCGCAGGACAACUGGGGCCCGCCACCAAACCCCUACCUGCUGAUUUACAUCCGGGCCGAUCGGAUCGACGACCUGGCCGAGACGGUCAAGCGGGACAUUGUCUAUCCUCCACCGGAUGAGGCGCCACCGCCGGUACCCGCGCGUAGUCAGAUGAGUGAGGUGCCUCCAAACUGGUCAUCGCAGCAGCAGACCUCCCAGGGGGGCGAUGUAGAAAUGCUGGAGUAUGCCGAUGGCGGCAGUGGUGGUGGCAAUGCCGGUGAGCAGGCCCAGAAUAAUUCCACACCCGAAGACGAACCGUAUCCGUACGAGUCGGACAUUUCGCGGCCGCCGCCCCAGCAGGCCAAGGAGUCCUCGAAAGGGUUGUGGGAUGACAGCGAGCUGAUGCCCAACAGGACGAUUCAGUGGUGACGGUCAUGAUGAUGACGACGACGAAGCUUGUUUGAGACUCGAGCCUUUGUUGUAGCGGGAUCUACGAAACCAGCAUCCACGACCAUGCUUGGGGGACUCGGGCCGUGGCGAACGACAUCACCGGGCUAGCUACCAAUCAGCUCAGAUCAUUGUGGUAUAUAUCAAGACAACAACAUGUUUUUUGGUCAUUUGGAUCACAGGCCGGCUCUAGAGAAUGACGACAGCCUGAAAGAGUCGUCAGUUUUGGAGGAAGUGGGAAUUGGACGAGUACCGAACCCGCGGCGAGUGAGGAACUCUCCAACUUUCGAUUCUUCAAUACAUCAUUCUUGUCUUAUUUUUCAAUGGCUUGGUGAGUGGGCGGGGAUUGCUUUCAUCGUGCCCUUUCCUCGCUUCAGGCAAACCCUUUUUGAGACACAGCAGGCGGAGCAUUGCAUCGGGUUAUUAGAGUAGCUACGGUACUUUGUGGAAACUACAAACAAUCAGAUCUCACG
Molecule: messenger RNA, 4950 nt
Organism: Exophiala oligosperma
Lineage: Eukaryota; Fungi; Ascomycota; Eurotiomycetes; Chaetothyriales; Herpotrichiellaceae
Exons: 10
Coding region: 344-4459 (1371 amino acids)
Biological process (GO): protein deubiquitination; regulation of proteasomal protein catabolic process; proteasome-mediated ubiquitin-dependent protein catabolic process
Molecular function (GO): proteasome binding; cysteine-type deubiquitinase activity
Source: RefSeq, a predicted model, not a curated record